GGUCUGCUCCGAAAAAUUUCUUGUGCCUCAGGUUACCAAAUAUAGAUCUACUAUAUAUAGUAUAUAACAAGGACGGUUAGUACAUAUCUUUGCCUCCGGUUACGUAAUCUUUGCAGAAUUGGUCAGCGCCACCCUGGGGAGGGAGAGUCUGGCUGCUGGCUCAUCGUGGCCUUCUUCGUCUUCCCUAAACAUGGACAGUUUAUUGGGUCUCCUUAGAAUUCGCGUCAAGCGGGGCCUCAACCUUGCCGUCCGGGACGUCCGUAGCAGCGAUCCUUACGUCGUCGUCAAGAUGGGCAAACAGAAAUUGAAGACUCGUGUUAUCAGAAAGGAUGUCAAUCCUGAAUGGAAUGAAGAUUUAACUCUUUCCAUUUCAGAUCCUAAUCUCCCAAUCAAGUUGACUGUGUACGACCAUGACACGUUCUCCAAAGAUGACAAAAUGGGAGAUGCAGAGUUUGACAUUAAAGCACUAGUAGAGGCCAUGAGAAUGGAUUUGCACGGGCUUUCAUCUGGGGUAACAGUCACAAGAGUCGAACCGUCAAGGCAAAACUGCCUAGCGGAAGCUAGCUCUAUUAAGUGGACAGACAGGAAGGUUAGUCAAGAUUUGUGCCUCAGAUUGAGAAAUGUGGAAUGUGGUGAAGUGGAACUGUCCCUGCACUGGGUUGACCUUCCUGCCACCAAGGCUUUAUAGAGUUCAUGAAGGAUGUUUACUUACUUGCUAUUAUCCACAAUAUGGGUAAAUAGUAGGGGUUGUGUUUGGUAUACAAUAAUACAUGUAUGACAGAUUGACCUUCCCGUACGUUAAUAGCGUAUGGGAUAGACGUUUUUCUCUUCUGUUGUCAAUUUUUGUGUGUAAGUUCCUAUUACCCGUUCUCUUUUUUGUUUUUGUGUUUUUGUAAACUUGUGCCUGUUUCAAUUGCAGGUUUUGUUUAAAAUGUUAUCUAAACCGAUUGCAAUUU
Rhododendron vialii is the source of this 956-nucleotide messenger RNA. RefSeq names its product protein C2-DOMAIN ABA-RELATED 4-like. Lineage: Eukaryota; Viridiplantae; Streptophyta; Magnoliopsida; Ericales; Ericaceae. The transcript has 3 exons. The record is from RefSeq and is a predicted model, not a curated record. The coding region runs from base 191 to 688 and encodes 165 amino acids.